GUCGAGCCCUGCUCAGGGCCCGAAUUCUGGGGUCGGGCGGGUAGCUCCACCACCUGGGCGAGGCGCAGGCCGUCCAUCAUCCGAGGUCUACCACAUUGGAGUCCUGGGUACCUGGCAGGCCUGGGUGGUGCCGCAUACAUCUGUACUGUGUGAGGUGAGUGUCGACGCAACCAUCACGCGACAACUGCGAGCUUUGGUUUUUGGGAAAACACCACCAGUCCUGUCCUGCCUCUUCUAGCUCUCACUCUUUCUCUGUAUCUCUCGCUCUUGCUUCUUGUCUGCUCCCCCGCCCCCACGUCUCCGCCCGUGAAUAGCUUCAACUUUAUUGCUCUCCUCGCAGGGCAGCCAGCAGCAAGAAGCAGCAACACCAGCAGCCAGACCAGCAGCCACGAUGGGAAUCAUCAAAAAGACCUUCUACACGACCGUCCUCACGGGCACUGCCUUUGUCGGUUACGUCGCCGGCUCCACCUCCAUCAUCCGCCCGCUGCCCCGCGACGACCCCAUCUGGAAGAGCAACCCAUACAACCGCUACAACGUGCAGAACAACCCCUCGACCCAGGAUGUCUGCAUCAAGCGCAUACCAAUCUCCAAGAUCCGCCCCGAGCUCCUGCAGCAGGAUGGCGCACUGGCGCUUGAGUUCUGCCGUGGUGUCUGGGCCGGCUGGGGCUACAGGUCCCAGCGCCGCAUCCUCGCCAACAAGUACCAGGCCGACACCCCCGACCACCUCUGGUCCCCCCGCGACCUGGCCACGUCCAACUACGAGCCCGGCACGCGCAUAACAGACCACUUCGAGGUGGUCGAGAGGACGCCCUCGGCCAUCACGGUCCGCUGCGGCGACAGCCCCGUGCGCAGCCCCGGCCCCCGCGAGAGCGACGGCAUCUUCGUCAUGUACGCCGAGGUCGACAAGGAGCGGGGCGAGGUCGAGCUGGGCCUCAAGAGCUGCUUCUUCGACUCCAAGAACAAGCACGACGGCAUCCUGGGGCCCAUGCCCAAGUACAUGGAGGCCGCCCACCAGUGGUACUCGAGGCUGUGGAUGGUCAGCGCCAGCCGCUGGGUGACCAAGGGCUUCUUCUGAUGGUCGGGUCUGGAGCACUGCGCUUUUCCUUCAGGCGCAUAUCGGUCUGCUUGGUGGUGAUGGGUCGGGGUCGGUUAUGGAGGAUCUGAAAAAUGGUCGCGUACGGGACAAACAAUUGGCUAUUCAUGGCAACAGCGUUGGGCAUGGUUCGGGGCUGCCAGCCGCAUGUUUAAUGGAGCGACAUUCAUAUCGUGCUGGAAGAAGCGAUGGUGCUGUUGUCCAAAAAUUUGUACAAUACGUUCAAGGUCGACGCAGCCAAAUUACAAAUUAAAAAAAUGUUUCGGAGCGGCCAGCCACGACGGCGAGUCAGCCAGUGAUGCUGUCAGCAACGCAGCAAGCCGUCAUCAUCCAACGCCAAUUCGACCGAUUGCAAGAGUCAGCGACGUCUCACGGUUCACCACCCACGCAGAUAUGAGACAUGCAAUCAUGCUGCUUGACCAUGCAUACGAAGUCACAUCCUGAGCGUGUCCCAUCGGCUACCCGGGAGGGCCGGGAGGGGGCGUCGUCGUCAGCCGCGUAAACAACGGAGGCCAGAAACAAGACCUCCGGUCCGAGCAUGUCCUCCGCACGGCAGCAUCUGCCGGACCGAUACAACAACAGGAAGCGAUCAUCCCUGGCAGCGAGCACGGAUGCGAAAAGGCUCGAAGGCUGGAAGCCCAAUUGGCAAUGGCCAACCAUUCUGCCUGUAGGCUUGCAUUAGACCGUUUGUGGCAUGUCCAACCGGGUUUGGC
Diaporthe batatas is the source of this 1806-nucleotide messenger RNA. RefSeq lists its product as uncharacterized. The record is from RefSeq and is a predicted model, not a curated record. The transcript has 2 exons. Bases 392 to 1075 code for a protein of 227 amino acids. Lineage: Eukaryota; Fungi; Ascomycota; Sordariomycetes; Diaporthales; Diaporthaceae.